Penaeus chinensis is the source of this 961-nucleotide messenger RNA. RefSeq lists its product as uncharacterized. NCBI's taxonomy places the organism in Eukaryota, Metazoa, Arthropoda, Malacostraca, Decapoda, Penaeidae. The transcript has 2 exons. Bases 97 to 798 code for a protein of 233 amino acids. The record is from RefSeq and is a predicted model, not a curated record.
GCCAUUUCAUUCAGUAGACCAGCGGCGGUCAUCGUGAAUGAUACAGGACAAAGUGUCAUCCAGCCACAAUAAAAAAAACAAAAAAAUCAGUAAAUCAUGGAGGCCUUUGGAUACUGGAAAUGCGUCGUUUCACUCGUGGUGAUCGCAAUAGUCCAGACUGGUGAGGGCAUGUUGUGGUGCAGUCUUACGUGUCCGAACCAGCAGUUAUCUUGCACCGUGGACUCAAACGAGCAAUUCAUUUUACAAGGUCAUUCUGCAUACGGUCAGAGGGUCAAGCUGGAGCCCAUGCUUAUGGGAAUCCCCGCCUCCCUCGUAGAACUGGCGGUGACAGGAUGCGAGAAAGUGGACGUGGUGCCGGAAGCCUUCGAUGGCCUACCCCUCCUCAAGCGCCUGAAUUUUAGCAACAUCCAAGAACUGACAUUCCAAGAAGACAGCCUUGUGUUCACUGGUGACCUGGCCCUAGACAUUGAUCAGGUCAGCAGUCUCAAGCUGCAUCGCCACGCCAUCACUUUCAACGCCAGUCGUGAAGUGGCCCAACAACACCUGCAGGUAAUCAACACCCAUCUCUCGGUCUUCCACCCAGAGGCUAUUGUCACGGCCCACACCACAAAGUACCUCACAACCUUCGGCGAAAACAACACGCUCGAGGAGGUCAACGGCUCCAACUUCUGCGAUGUAAGCCACGUUUUCAGAGAUGUUUUCAUCAAAGAUAAGACACCCAUACCUUGCUCGUCGGUUCGCGCCUUGGGGAGCGUCGUGGUCAUCGCUGUGGCCUUUCUCUUCAGGAAGGUUAUGUAAAAGUGUGAAUGAGUGUAUAAGAUCAUAGAUGUGUGUAAAGGCAUGUAUACAUUAUAUAUACAUAUAUAUAUAUAUGUAUAUAGACAUAUUUACGCAUAUGUAUUAUGUAUAUAUACAUAUGUGUUUGUUUUAAUACACACACACACACACGCACAAACACACA